Messenger RNA from Cucumis sativus (cucumber), 2410 nucleotides. Its product is annotated as phosphoglucan, water dikinase, chloroplastic. The record is from RefSeq and is a predicted model, not a curated record. Gene Ontology annotation, cellular component: membrane. Lineage: Eukaryota; Viridiplantae; Streptophyta; Magnoliopsida; Cucurbitales; Cucurbitaceae. Gene Ontology annotation, molecular function: starch binding. The coding region runs from base 105 to 1445 and encodes 446 amino acids. The transcript has 7 exons.
UACCACCAGAAACUCCAUCAAAGCCAAAGGCAAAGCGCGAGGCUUAAGCUUUGAGACUGUUUGUCAUUGUCAGUGGCAGAGUGAGAUUCUUGGAGUGAAGAGUGAUGAAAACCCUAGAGACCUACAACUCCAUCAUCGCCAACUGUUCACCUUCCUCUUACUUCUCUUCUUCUUCUUCUUCUCUAAAAGAGCGUCUUCUUUCUGGAGGACCUGAAUUCAUUUCUUAUCGGAGGCCAUGGAAAUUGGCUAAUUCUGGACUUCAGCAUUUGGUACCUUUGCGCCGUGGAGGCAUCGAUUUCAUUUCUUCUUGCUUCGCUUCAUAUCAGCAGGCAGAUACUAUUCAGAAUGAUGCAGUUGAGAAUCAAGAAACAGAUCAAUCAAAAACUGUUCGUGUCAAAUUCCAGCUACUCAAAGAGUGCACAUUUGGGGAGCAUUUCUAUGUAGUAGGUGACGAUCCAAUUUUUGGUUCCUGGGACGUUACAAGUGCAAUACCUUUAAACUGGGCCGAUGGGCAUCAAUGGGCUGCAGAAGUGGAUAUUCCCGUCGGGAAAAUAAUCCAGUUCAAAUUCAUACUUCAAGGAAUAACUGGAAAUGUCGUAUGGCAACCCGGUCCUGAUCGAACAUUCCAACCCUGGGAAACAUCCAAUACUAUCAUCGUUUCUGAAGAUUGGGAUAGUGCUGAAUCACGGAUACUUAGUGAAGAAGAAAAAAUUGUUAACCAGGAGGAGGAUUCUCCCAUUGCCCCAGAAAAUUUAAUGGAUGAGGACAACCUCACUUAUCCAGAUGAAGAACUGAUCCCCAAUAUAAUUAAGGAUUCAAUAGCACGUAAACCAUCGGUGGAAUUGAUUGAUGGCAGUAACAUCUCUGCUUUAGAAGAAAAUGGCUGUAAUAUCUCUGCUUCUGAAGAGAAUAUCACUAACGUCUCUCUUCCAGAGGGUGACAAUAGCAGCAUUUCCGAUUCAAAUGAUAAUGCUAAAGAUCUCGUGGCAGGGAAUAUAAGUAACAAGGCCGUGAGUGAGGUAUACUUAGAUGAUACAAAGAUAACCGAGGAAAGUUUGGAGAACGAUGCAAAAGAUGAUGGAGUUCAAGAAAGCCCUGUUGAUGAUCAAGUUCCCAUUCUAGUUCCUGGUUUACCUCCAACAGCAACAGCAUCAAAUCAGAAUGCACCUCCACAUGAAGUCGAAGAUGAUGGUUCUGUCUGUGGAAUAAAUGAAUCUAACGAUCAUAAACUACCUGAGUCUCAGAACAUACAAAAGAAUCAGAAACUGGAUCCUGAGGUUGUGGCUGGACAAGAGAUGGAGGCAAAGUCAAGUUAUGAGGAUGACACAAAUAUAAUUGAGAAUCAAUCUGAUUUGCAGGAAAUCAACAACGAUGUCGUCCAAAAUGACUUAACAUGGGGUCAUAAAACCCUGAAGAAGUUCCUAUCCAGUUUAAGACUGCUUUAGCAUCACAACUUUAUUCAGACUUCCAAGAUUUCAAUUUUAGUUCUGUUCUCUAUGUUGUUCCCCAAGAAGAUUUCAACUUUCUGGGACCCAACUGGGUGUAUGGAAGCUGAUGUUGGGAGUUGUAAAUAUGAUCUACUCAUAUAUAUAGUAUACUACUUGGGGGUGUAAAUACAAAGACUACGAAAAUUGGUUCACUGGUGAAUCUGGACUGCAAUGGUAUGAAAGUUUAUAGGUAAUUGCAGAUUUCAAAUAUUUGUUUAGUUUCAUAUAAAUAAGGAUACAUUCUCAAAUUUCAAGUUACCCUUUCUUGUUAUACUCGUAUAUUGUUUUGUUUUCAAGACUAAAUUUAUUCUAUUUUUUUCAUCACCAUCCCAUCAUUCGGAUUUAGUUGCACAUAAGUAACAUGAUUGAUUGAGUUAAUAAUUAACAGAACUUUUAGAUUAACAAUAUUUAUGAAGGGUUAAAAUGUUAAGAAGGCACGUUACCAUCGAGAAGUUUCCAUGUUGCCUAUUGCGUACGCCGUAGGUCGCGGAAGGCUGCCUAUCAAUGUACAAUUUGUCACUUCAAGGCUCUGUCAAAAGUUUUUCGUUAAGGUGUACCUCUCUUGAAAGCAUUUCCACAACUUGCUUCAUGCUUGGCCUUUGAUUUGCAGCGGCUUGGGUACAGAAGAGUGCAACCGUGAUGAAACGCAUAACCUCGGCCUUCGGAUAAUCGAUCAGUUCCGGAUCGAUUAGUUCUACAAGCCGUCCUUCUUGUUUUAAUUUCCAAGUCUACAAAUGGCACGAAUCUAUUUAUCAAAUUGAGGGAAAAUGAUUAUACAUGCAAUGAAGUUUGAUUGAGGAUGCGAAAAAAGAGUUCUGACAAGUUUUUUCUGAGUGAACAACAUUUAAAACUUACCUAGGACUUUUAUCCACCAGGUUAUCAUCAAAGCCUUUAUAUUGUAUCUAUAUCUAUGAUUACAAGCA